Pygocentrus nattereri (red-bellied piranha) is the source of this 4833-nucleotide messenger RNA. It is a transcript of the gene brd1b, whose product is annotated as bromodomain containing 1b. The coding region runs from base 581 to 4120 and encodes 1179 amino acids. Gene Ontology annotation, cellular component: MOZ/MORF histone acetyltransferase complex. Lineage: Eukaryota; Metazoa; Chordata; Actinopteri; Characiformes; Serrasalmidae. The transcript is spliced from 14 exons. Gene Ontology annotation, biological process: regulation of transcription by RNA polymerase II. The record is from RefSeq and is a predicted model, not a curated record. Gene Ontology annotation, molecular function: protein binding.
GUAGUGAGUCACGUUGUGCGCUGGGCAGGAUCCGUACAGCCGCAUUGUUGUUGGGGGCAGGAACGGCGAGCUAGCCUGCUAGCACCGAUAAAGAUCGCAUCUUACCACAUUAAACCGACCGACCACAUAAACAGGCGAAUGUUCGUUUUAAGGCGCGGGUUAAUGCGGCUUACACAGCUCCUCUCGGAAUCCAGGCGGCUGUCUUGCCGUAUCCUUCAAACACGAGUAAAAGCUCGAGCGGCUCUCGUUGGAUGCUAACGCUGUCCUAGCAGGCACUGGCUGCGUGCUUUAGCCUCCUGUGCUCUACCACAGGCCCUACACGGCGCGGCCGCUUUUAGCUAAGUUAGAAGCUAGCGUGCUACAGCAUUGCUUUGAGGGCUUACUCUACGACACUUCGAAGCCGAAGGCUUUGACGAACCGUUUGAUGAACCGUUUCAAGCUUGGCUUUCCGUUGCUAUGGGCACAGAGCGAGUUCGUUACAGAUAGGUUUCUGUCGGAGGCAGAUUGGAUACAUUGCUAGGUUUACAGUAAUCAAAACAGAGAGAGCUGUAACAUAAGGAACUUCCUCCAGGUGUUAAAAAUGAGGAAGAAAAGUCGGAGUAAUCGUGCAGCCACUACGCAGAGGUCUCCAUCACCCAUCAAACCCUCACGAAACCGUGAGACUCUCACCUAUGCCGAGGCCCAGCGUAUGGUAGAGUUGGACAUUGAAGGACGUGUUCACCGAAUCAGCAUCUAUGACAAGCUUGAUAUCAUCAACAGUGAUGAUCCUUUAGCUCAGGAGAUAAGUGAAUGCAACAGCAACAAAGAGAACACAGAGAAACCUCAGCAGGUUUUAGUGCGCUCUGUACGACUCAAAAACAAUCAGCAGAAGAAGUGUGCUGCUCUCACUGCAGGACAGGCCUCUCCAGCUCAGGGGAGGUUGCCAGAGCCAAAAAUUCGAACGGUUGAAUAUAAUCUUCCAGCUGUGCCACGAAGACCCUCCUGUUAUUACACUUACAUGGAAAAGACAUUAGAUGAGCUGGAUGAAGAGGUGGAGUAUGAUAUGGAUGAGGAAGAUUAUGCAUGGCUGGAUCUGAUCAAUGAGAAGAGAAAGAGUGAUGGUUAUAGCCAGGUGUCCCAGAAUGUUUUUGAGUUUCUGAUGGACCGCUUUGAGAAGGAGUCCUUUUUUGAAAGCCAGGGUCAGGGGGAUCCACAGUCCCUUAUUGAUGAGGAUGCUGUGUGUUGCAUCUGCAUGGAUGGCGAGUGUCAGAACAGUAAUGCUAUUCUUUUUUGUGACAUGUGCAACUUAGCAGUGCAUCAGGAGUGUUAUGGGGUCCCUCACAUCCCAGAGGGCCAGUGGUUGUGCCGCCAUUGUUUACAGUCUCCUUCCCAGCCUGCAGUGUGUAUUUUUUGCCCCAAUAAAGGAGGAGCACUUAAGAGGACAGAUGAUGAUCGUUGGGGCCAUGUAGUCUGUGCCAUUUGGGUCCCUGAGGUCGGCUUUACCAACACGGUCUUUAUUGAGCCCAUUGAUGGUGUCGCUAACAUUCCACCAGCUCGUUGGAAGCUGACUUGCUACCUCUGUAAAGAGAGAGGAGUUGGUGCAUGCAUACAGUGUAGUAAGGCCAAUUGUUAUACUGCCUUUCAUGUGAGCUGUGCUCAGAAAGCUGGCCUGUACAUGAAGAUGGAGCCCAUCAAAGAAGUGACUGAUACAGGAUCCACAACAUUUUCAGUGAAGAAGACGGCAUAUUGUUGUUCGCACACUCCCAAUGGUUGUGUUAGGAGGCCUCUUGCCAUUUAUGAAGAGGCCCAACCCAAAAACGGACUAUGCCAGAAGGGCAAACAGAAAAAUGGAAGGACAAGGGUAAAGGGAUGCCAGAAAAAGAAGAAUAAAAAAGUAGAGGCAGAGCCUGUUCAAGUGGUUCCAGCUGUGUCUGUGCCAAGUAUAACACCUAAAAGCUUCAACACUAUCCUCAACCAAGUUUCUGUGCAAAGGAAAAGGCUGUUUGUGGAGCGUGUUCUCAGUUACUGGAUGCUGAAAAGGCAGUCAAGAAAUGGUGUGCCUCUUAUUCGACGUCUGCAGACCACCAUACAGAUUCAAAAAACACCACAAUUGGAGCAAAGAGAGGAUGACUGCAGGACACUGAAGGAGCAGCUAAAGGACUUGCAUCGCUUGCGGCAUGACCUGGAGCGGACACGCUUGCUGCUGGAGCUCAUUCGCAAGCGAGAGAAGCUCAAGAGAGAGCAGAUGAAGCUUCAGCAGUCAGUGCUGGAGAUGCAGCUUACUCCGUUUACUCUUGUGCUGCGAACUGUGCUGGACCAGCUUCAAGAGAAAGACCAGACCAGAGUGUUUGCUGAGCCUGUGAACAUUAAGGAGGUUCCAGAUUAUCUUGAUCACAUCUCCCACCCAAUGGACUUCUCUACCAUGAGGAAACGCAUCAGUGCCCAUGAGUACAAUAAUUUGGAUGAGUUUGAAGAUGACUUCAACCUCAUUAUCAAUAACUGCAUGAAGUACAAUGCCAAGGAUACUUUUUUCUACCGUGUUGCUGUGCGCAUGCGAGACUAUGGAGGAGUUAUCCUCAGAAAGGCUCGACGAGAUGUGGAGCGGAUAGGCUUUGACUUCCCCAGUGGGUUGCAUCUACCAGAACCACCUAAAAUAGAGCCUCCUCCAGCCCUGACAUGGGAAGCAGUGGACCGGCUGCUGAAUCCAGCAAAUCGGGUGAACAUGUCUUUGGAGGAGCAGCUUAAUAAGCUGUUAGAGAUGCUGGAUUUAACCACUGCUAUGAAAUCUAGCCCAUCACGGAGCAAGCGCCUCAAGCUGCUAAAGAAGACCAUUGGUGAUGUCCGAUUUGAAAUGAGCCAGCAGACCAAUUGCCCUCCUCAAGAACGACCCCAGGAGAUGGACGCAAUAUGCCCUGUUUCAGAGUGUCUAGAUGAAGAAGUUGACAAUUCAUUACCUCCCAAACUGGAGCCUUCAGUUUCUGUUCCACUUGUUCCAAAUUUGGACAGCCCUUCAGAGCCCCCUGCACUGAAACCCAUGGAGCCUAGCCCUGAUAAGUGCCCAAGAAAGGUCAAAUUUGAUGGAAAGAUGCUCUCUACCUCACUCUUAAAUGGACUUUCCAAUGAAGUGCAACCCUCUGAAAGCAAUGUUGUGGUAGCUACCUCCACACUCACAGAACCAGCAGGCACAGUUAACCGAAGGACUGCAGUGCUCUUCCGAAAGUCUAAGAGUGUUAGCCCACAGAAGCCAGCAAAGGUUGGACAAGCUUCAGUGGACUGCCCUCAGCUGGGCUCCAAGACAAUUUUGUCAGUGGUCAUUCCUCGUCUAGAGACCCUGCUCCAACGAAGGAAGAGGACACGUAGUGGAGACAGCCAGGAUGGAGAUGAGGAGGCACGCCCAGUGAAGCGUUUUGAUAAUGGGCUGUCUAAUGGCUUUGUAUUGGGGCCAAAGAAAGAGCUAAGUGGCAGAGUGCUAGAACCUCGCCGCCGCUGUGCCUCAGAGUCCAGCAUCUCCUCCAGUGGAAGCACCAGCGUGCUGGGAAAUGCGGGGUAUGAACACUCUCCUCUUGGCUUGCUUAGCACUGUCAGCCAGCCUAAGAGUGGGAAAGGGAAGCAGGCGAUGGCACGACGAAACACGACGGAUGACAGAAAUGAACUGACUGCGUGCAUGGAAAUGGGGAGCAUUUCCAAAGCAAGCAAGUUGGCAGCUGAACUUGACAACAGCAAUAUAUGGAUGCCCUCUAAUACUACCACACUAACUCUGGAACCCUUUAAACUAGUCUGGGCAAAACUUAGUGGAUAUCCCUCCUACCCUGCCUUGAUCAUAGACCCGCAGAUGCCCCGGGCGGGUUAUCAUCGCAAAGGCGUGUUCAUCCCCACUCCUCCACGGGACGUGCUCAGGGUCGGCGAACUGAUGCAGUACAGGUCAGAGGAGAAACUCUACCUCGUCCGCUUCUUCGACAACAAGCGCAACUGGCAAUGGCUUCCUAAGUCCAAAAUGGUACCUUUUGGGAUCAGUGAGACUUUAGAUAAAAUCAAAAUGUUGGAGGGACGCUCGUCGAGCAUUCGCAAAGCUGUGCAAAGCGCCUUCAGCCGUGCCAUGAACCACUUGAGCCUAGUCCAGGACUUAAGUGACGGGGACUAAAACCUCAUUUAAUGGAUCUCUCCAGGGCUCAUCAGCCCCAUGUUUACCUAGUGUUACACUUGCAUAUCGGGGUGGCCAUGUUUAUGAGGAGCCUGAUUGGGGCUUCUUCUCGAUGGCCUUUCAUCAAUAGCAAGAUGAGUUUCUCAAAUGAAUGCGAGAGGAUCUUCACCCUCCACUAAUGUGCUGCAAGACUGCUGUGAACCUUCACUGCCAUCACAACUCUCCCAUUCACUCCAAUCAUCAACCAUUCACAAAAGCCACGUAUCCAACCUUGCCUGUAAAUACCAGACUAUUGUAAGUUAUCCAACACUAAUUUAUUUUUUGGUUGGUACCGCACAUGACCUCAUGGAAUAUUUCUACUCCAAGGUGAAUUCUCAACUUCGCACUGAGGUGCGGAUCCCGCUGGUGCUACAAUGCGAGAAAAGCCUCAAGAUUUUUUCCCCCAACCCACACCCCCCAGAGACAUGGAUGAGGCUGUCGCACUUACUGUAUGAAACAAAAUUUCUUUUUAGCAGUUAAGUUAUUUAAAUUUACCAAUGCAAGCUUCUCCUCCUUGGCAUUAACAUGUUAUCUACUUUUUUAUAUAAUGACAGAUAUUCUUAUGGGACACAACUAUGUGCUGUUUGUAAAUAUUUAUAUAAAAAGCUAUGAAAUUCUAUACUGUAUAUGUAAUGGUCAAAAAAAUUUUGAACGGAGGAAAAAAAAAAGGUAAA